AUGACCUCCGCCACGCCUCCCUCCUCUGAAGGUUCCUCUCCCCAAAAGGUGUGCCACUCCCAGACACAGACAGACAUCACCAAGCCCCUGCUGGGACCCCCGGGCGGGACAGGGGCCAAUGGGACCAAUGGAGCGGCCGUAGUGAACGCCCUGAGGAGGAGGCGCAGGGUCCUGUCUAAAGAUGGCAGAAGUAACGUGUGCAUUGAGCACGUGAGCGGCCGCGGGGCGCUCUACCUCCGCGACCUGUGGACCACCUUCCUGGACAUGCAGUGGAGGUACAAGUUCUUCCUGUUCGCAGCCACUUUUGCUGGGACGUGGUUUGUGUUCGGGAUCCUCUGGUAUCUCAUCGCUCUGGUGCACGGAGACUUACUGGAGUUCGACCCGCCGUCCAACCACACCCCAUGUGUGAUGGAGGUGAAGACCCUGACCGGAGCCUUCCUCUUCUCUCUGGAGUCGCAGACCACCAUCGGCUACGGCUUCAGGUGCAUCACAGAGGAGUGUCCCGCCGCCAUCGUCCUCCUCAUCUUCCAACUCGUGCUCACCACCAUCAUGGAGAUCUUCAUCACUGGCACCUUCCUCGCCAAGGUCGCUCGUCCAAAGAAACGCGGAGAAACGGUGAAGUUCAGUCAACAAGCGGUCGUCUCCAGCCACGAGGGGCAGCCCUGUCUCAUGAUCAGAGUGGCCAAUAUGCGUAAAAGUCUGCUCCUCGGGUGCCAGGUGACCGGGAAGCUGCUGCGGACCUCCCUGACCAAAGAGGGCGAGACUGUGCGUUUGGACCAGAGAAACGUGCCCUUCAGCGUGGACACCUCCACCGACAGCCCCUUCCUCAUCAUCCCCCUCACCUUCUACCAUGUGAUCGACAACAACAGCCCCCUGCGAGCCUGGGCGGCCAAAGAAUCAAACCCCAGAUCCACUCUGACAGACGCAGCAGACUAUUCCUCCUGCAGCAGUGACUUCUAA
This is a messenger RNA of Knipowitschia caucasica, 960 nucleotides long. NCBI's taxonomy places the organism in Eukaryota, Metazoa, Chordata, Actinopteri, Gobiiformes, Gobiidae. The record is from the annotation of a GenBank genome assembly.